AUUAUUUGUGUUAAAAAGUGAAGGGUUUAAUCGGAUUUUAUUGCUAGUGAUAAGCGUUAUUGAUAAUAAAAUGACGCACGCGAGAGGUUGACGGAAAAUGGUAGUUGGUCGCGAUGGCGCCCGAUGCCGACGUCGAGGAUCGAGCGGGCUACAGGCCAGUACCAGUGCAUGCACCACGAGGUACUCCAAGACGCGUGGCACCUUCUCGGCCUCCAGCGAACCGAGCGUGGCUCGAGCGGGAGACCAGGAGCCCUGGCGAGCACCGCCGACUCCUCGACUCCCCGCCGAGCCCCAAACUCCAAGCCGGCCUCACGCUCGGAGUGUGGGAUGUUCUCAAGAAACAGAAGCAAGAGAAGCCGAUAGAGGAGAAGCCGAAAGUUAAGACGAAGUUCCAGAAGAGAUCGGAGAAGUUGUAUGCUGUUCUCAAACCGCCUUAUUUUAUGCUCACCGUUAUUAUUAUAAUCGUAGCAAUGUACCUGUGGGGCUCGGAGCGCGCGCGCAUGCGCCUGGAGUGGUCGCCGGGCGCGUGGUGGCGGGAGCCGUGGAGACUGCUGUCGUACGGCGUCGUACACGCCUCCGCCACGCACUUGGCUACCAACGCCAUCGUAGCCCUUGCGGUGGGCUGGAUGCUGGAGCGUGAGCAGGGCCGCGCCCGCGUGUGCGCAACCUGGACGGCGGGGCUGGCGGCGGGCGCGCUCGGCGCCGGGGCAUUACAACCGCGGGUACGCGUCGUCGGAGCGUCCGCCGCCGUCUAUGCCUUGUUGACAGCGCAUCUACCUAACGUGUGCCUUAGAUUCGGCCACAUCCCGCUCUGGUGGUUCCGACCUCUAAGUGUGGUGGUGCUGGCGACAUCAGAGACGCUAAGCUGGGUGCUGCUGCGCACGCCAGCAGGCGCGUGGCACGACGAGGUACCAGUAGCCUGGUCCGCUCACGCCCUGGGAGCCGCUGUCGGCAUCCCUAUUGGCUUCCUCGUCUUCUCAGGAGAGAACUCCAAUAAAACACCUAUUUUAAUCGCCAAGCUCAUCUCUGCCUUAGCAUUAAUAGGAGGGACAACCCUAGCAACAAUCCAUUAUGUGUUCUGGUAUGAGUUGGAUACAUGACGCACAAUAACCAGCCUUAAAGAGGCGACUUAAAGUGCAAUUUCCUCCGUCCGCUAUUACAUUAGCUUUCGAUGGGAUUUAUACCUUUGUAGGUGAUUCAGCAGCAAAGGAAUGAUGCAGAUGAUCGCAACGAGUCUUCCUUAACGUAUUGAUAUUGUUAAAUUUUUCUAGUUUAUUUUCAUGUUGGUAAACAUGGGAAUAUUUGUUGCUGAAAAUGUAUGACUUUUAUACAGGGCGUAUGAAUUUUACUAGAAGUGGUUGUUUGUUAGCACAGCUUUUUGUGUUGGAUAUUGUGAUGUGAUGCUUUUAAAUCACGCGUGGCCAUACUCCCUGUAUGUACUUACAUACC
Molecule: messenger RNA, 1449 nt
Organism: Cydia amplana
Lineage: Eukaryota; Metazoa; Arthropoda; Insecta; Lepidoptera; Tortricidae
Product: rhomboid-related protein 2-like
Exons: 5
Coding region: 114-1100 (328 amino acids)
Cellular component (GO): membrane
Molecular function (GO): serine-type endopeptidase activity
Source: RefSeq, a predicted model, not a curated record